This is a messenger RNA of Mesocricetus auratus (golden hamster), 1753 nucleotides long. It is a transcript of the gene Cdnf, whose product is annotated as cerebral dopamine neurotrophic factor. Bases 84 to 647 code for a protein of 187 amino acids. Lineage: Eukaryota; Metazoa; Chordata; Mammalia; Rodentia; Cricetidae. The record is from RefSeq and is a predicted model, not a curated record. The transcript is spliced from 4 exons. Gene Ontology annotation, cellular component: endoplasmic reticulum. Gene Ontology annotation, biological process: neuron projection development; dopaminergic neuron differentiation.
CACCCCACGAGCUUGCCUGCGGCGGCAGUAGUCCGGCGACCUUAGUGUGGUUGGCAGAGGCAGUUCCCGGUCUCAGGCUCAGCAUGCGGUGCACGAACCCAGCCAACCUAGUGACUUUUUGCGCCCUGCUUUGGAUCUCGAACCCGGUGCUGGCGCAGGGCCUGGAGACCCGUAUGCAGCCGGGGGCUGACUGUGAAGUAUGUAAAGAGUUCUUAAGCCGAUUCUACAACUCCUUGCUAACCAGAGGAAUAGACUUUUCUGUGGACACCAUAGAGAAAGAGUUGAUCAGCUUUUGCUUGGAUGCCAAAGGAAAAGAAAACCGCCUGUGCUAUUAUCUAGGAGCCACCAAAGACGCAGCCACCAAGAUUCUAGGUGAAGUCACACGUCCCGUGAGUGUGCACAUGCCCACAGUGAAGAUCUGUGAGAGGCUGAAGAAGAUGGACAGCCAGAUUUGUGAGCUAAAGUAUGAGAAGAAAUUGGACUUGGCAUCCGUGGACCUAUGGAAGAUGAGAGUCGCAGAACUGAAGCAGAUUCUGCAAAGCUGGGGGGAAGAGUGCAGGGCUUGUGCAGAAAAAAAUGACUAUGUGAACCUCAUCAAAGAGCUGGCCCCCAAAUAUAUAGAGAUGCACCCCCAAACAGAGCUCUGACCUCGGCUAUCAGUGCACAUGAACUGUAGUUAGAGCAAAACAACUGUCUGAGACAUGGGUGUGCUGGUUUUGGCUAACCAGGGACCACCCUGGUGACAGCCAGUCUCACUGUUGUACUGCUCAGGCUUAUGAUUAACCUAUGCUUCCUGCUGGUCACCCACAUUUGCGGAGUACAGAGACCUCCUCGUGCCUUCCUCAUCCUCCUUUGGAAGGUGUGGUUGUUCUCUUUGCAUCACAGUGACAAUGAUGCCUGUCAGGAAUGAGUCAGGGGAGAGAAGAUUUACUUUGGCUCAUGGUUUCAGCCCAUCGUGUCAGGGUAGCUAAUGGCAGAGCAGCUCAGAGCGUGGAGACAGGAGCUUGUCAGAGGCUGUUGUCAUUAUGGUGGACUGAGAAGCAGAAAGUGAUGCUCAAACAAUGGUAACCCUGUCACCUUCAAAGGUACAGUCCUAGUGAUCGACUUCUUCCAGUCAGACUCGCCUCACAGCCUCCCCCAGUUACUGGGGAACACAUGUUAAGAAAUGAACUGACUGGGGACUACACUGCCUGGUUUUCUGUGUCAACUUGACAGAAGCAUAAUUAAGAUGUGGGCGUUUUAUUGUGCAUCAAUUGUCUCUAAUAAACAGUUGUAAAAGUUAUUUGAGAGAGACUGGAGAGAUAGCUCAAUGGUUAAGAGCACUGGCUGCUCUUCCAGAAGUCCUGAGUUAAUUCCCAGCAACCACAUGAUGGCUCACAACCAUCUGUAAGGAGAUUUGGUGCCCUCUUCUGGCCUGCAGGCAUACAGGCAGAGGGAACACUGCAUAAUAAAUAAAUAAAUAAGUAAAUAAAUCUAAAAAAAAGUUAUUUGAGAAUUACCCAAAAUUAACUGAUUAAAAACAACUGUUCAUUUCCAUAAUCAAAUGAACUUACUGGCAAUUUAUUUGUGGAGUGGAGAACUUAUUCAGAGAGUAAAUAUACAUUGACAGAAUAAUGUUCACUUUUAAAUGAUGCAAAUGUAUGCAUUUUCAACAAAGCAAUGGGGUGUGAAUGAACCUAUUAGAGAAUUAAUGGUUCCUAAGGAGAUAUGUAGGCCAUGUAGCUGAAAAACAAGAAUAAAAGUCUUACAGUAA